Messenger RNA from Lathyrus sativus (Indian pea), 1485 nucleotides. The record is from the annotation of a GenBank genome assembly. NCBI's taxonomy places the organism in Eukaryota, Viridiplantae, Streptophyta, Magnoliopsida, Fabales, Fabaceae.
AUGAACAUGCUUAGUCCUGAAGGUGAACUGAAAAUAAGUUUCGGCUAUCAAUGCAAUGACGACAGAGGUAUCCCUUGCAAGGUUGCCAAAGGCUGCAAAAUCCUUCCUGAAAUGCGAAGAACAAGCAGUUUCUCUUGCUUGUCUGGUGCUGCUUUGAGUGCAAAUGCUACACUUGCCAACACAAGCAUCUGCAACGGUGUGAUAGGAGAAGAAAUCCUUCCGAAUUUGGACUCUCCUAAUUCAUUUCGGCGUGUUCCCUCUUCGCCGUGUCUUGGAAUGUUGGACAUGCUAUCAUCUUCUCUCCAAAGUAGUUUGUCGAACCUAAGUUGCAGCCCAUCCAGUCCAAGUCUUAUGCUUGAAUACGACCCUUGUUCGUUAAGACUCAUGAGUCCUUCCUCUAGAAAUGAUAGUUUUCUCAGUGCUACAGAAGUACAAGUAGCAGGAGGAGCUGCUGGUGAAGAUAGAGUUCAAGCAGUUUGUUCUGAAGAAAACGGUUGGCUAUUUUGUGCAAUUUAUGAUGGAUUUAAUGGGAGAGAUGCAGCGGACUAUCUCGCUUGUACUCUUUAUGACUCUAUUGUAUCUUAUCUAAAUACAAUAGAUUGGAAUUCAGAACCGAAUUCCGUCAACGCUUCUGGCAAUGUCGGUUUGGAUGGUAGUCGUAUUCUUAAUCACGACCAUCAAUCUUCAUCAGAUAAAUCAUUUUCGAAUGUGGUACUUGAUAGCCUCAAACAUGUUGUUAAUCAGGUUGAGAAUGAUUUCCUGUACAUGGUUGAGCAGGAAAUGGCGGAACGUCUGGAUUUAGUUUCGAUUGGAUCUUGUGUUUUGCUCAUGCUUCUUCAUGGAAAUGAUUUGUGUACGCUCAAUCUUGGUGAUAGCAGAGCAGUGCUUGCAACAUGCAGUACAGGUAACGUAAUGAACGGGAGUGAGAGGUUGAGAGCUAUUCAGCUUACUGAUAGUCAUACUGUUGACAAUGACAGUGAAAGAGCUCGACUUCUUGCCGAGCAUCCCGAUGAUCCUAAGACCAUUGUAGCAGGGAGAGUGAAAGGAAAAUUGAAGGUUACUCGUGCUUUUGGAGUUGGGUACUUGAAAAAGAAAAUUCUGAAUGAUGCAUUAAUGGGAAUCCUCCGAGUUCAAGAUCUCAGAAGCCCGCCAUACAUUUCAACAGAUCCAUCAUUAAACGUGCAUAAAAUCUCUCCUUCCGAUCAAUUUGUUAUAGUUGCAAGUGAUGGUUUAUUCGAUUUCUUCAGCAAUGAGGAAGUGGUGAAUCUUGUGGAGUCUUACAUCUUGCGCAAUCCUCACGGUGAUCCUGCAAAAUAUCUCAUUGAAGAACUAGUAACAAAAGCAGCUGAUUCUGCAGGUUUCAGCACGGAGGAGUUGAUGAAUGUUCCGGCUGGAAGUAGGCGGAAAUAUCACGAUGACGUCACUGUAAUGGUGAUCAUCCUCGGGAUGAAUAAACGAACUUCAAAGGCGUCAAUUUGCAUCUGA